This is a messenger RNA of Caenorhabditis angaria, 261 nucleotides long. The record is from the annotation of a GenBank genome assembly. NCBI's taxonomy places the organism in Eukaryota, Metazoa, Nematoda, Chromadorea, Rhabditida, Rhabditidae.
AUGACAACGGAUCACCGUCGGGUGAUCCGUCGACUAAUUCGAAUAAUUUGUGGAAGACGUUUACCACAAACAUGGAAUACAGUACUCGUUUUAUUAUCAAUUCAUAUGUAUUUAACUGUUCCUGUUAUUCGUGCUGCUGGAAUAAAUGAAGAUCGAAGUGGACUUCUUCGACCAUUUCGAGAAAUUCAACAACGUGGAAUUCUUCUUGGUGAAAUUGAUGAUGAUUUAUUAGAUAUUUUCUAUGAAAGAUGUGAUGAAUAA